Messenger RNA from Necator americanus (New World hookworm), 615 nucleotides. RefSeq lists its product as uncharacterized. The coding region runs from base 1 to 615 and encodes 204 amino acids. Lineage: Eukaryota; Metazoa; Nematoda; Chromadorea; Rhabditida; Ancylostomatidae. The record is from RefSeq and is a predicted model, not a curated record. The transcript has a single exon.
AUGGACGAGGAAUAUGACCAGCUUGUUGAACACCUUCACAACUGCGCGAAGAAGGCUGAGAGUCUUAAAACCACCAAGAGACGCCUGUCUCUUGAAACUCUUGAGCUGAUACGCCAGCGUGGAGCAACACGAGCCGCAGGGAACCAAGAACUCACGUUCGAGCUCACAAGGCUUUGCAGAGAGGCGAUAAAGGGAGACCUUAAAGACAGAAGAGCAGAAGUGCUGGCUGAAGCUGCAGAGGCGGGGAAAAGCAUCCGCUAUGCCCGUCGAGACUUCGCCAGUCGCAAGACGAGGAUGACUGCUCUCCGGAACCCAAAGGGAACAGCCAUUGCAUCGAGAAGGGGGAUGGAGAAAAUAAUCUACGACUUCUACUCUGAUCUCUUCGACAGCCAUGUCCACUUGCCUCCUCACCAUCUGAGGGAAGACAGACAUGUCAUUCCAGAGGUUCUCCCGUCCGAAGUACGACAUGCUAUCAUGUCAUAUCGUGAUAAGAAAUCGUACGGCAUCCGGGCACGACAGAAUAAGACCAGAACACCUGAAGAACCUUCCGCCAGUACUCAUCAACACCCUAGCGAGGCUCUUUACACGUUACCUGUCGGAGUGCAAGGUUCCUAA